GAGACAGUACACGUGCCAUUUUCUUCAUCAAUGCUCAUGAGAAGUACCUGGGAAGCGACAUUAUAGGCACAUCUGUUUGCAGCGCGAGGAAUCGAAAUAGCUGUUGCUGUCAUUUUGUGAAGUCAAAAUGGGCGAGCUAUCUGAUUACUUGGUCGAGCACGAUCCCAACUUCCGCAAAACUCGACUCCCUGCGCUGUAUUCCGACUUUCGGUCACAAAGGACUCUAAACCCAGAUGGAUACCACGCGAACAUCUCGGCCUGGCUACUUGCUCUCGCGAGAUUAGCCUCUGAAGGGCUAUUAUCUCGCCAGGGUUCCAAGUCGAGCGCUCUCGUUUUCAAUAUCGACGAAUCACUACGACGGUCGCUGAGUAGCAAGCAAUUUGGCCAGCCAUUAGCGCUCGGCACUGUCAUCAAUGAAGCGCUGGCACAAAGGGAUCUGAUACCUCUGCAGACUUUCCUGCAGUCAACCCAGAAUAUAUAUCAACAGCAACAGAGCUGGUCACAGGUGCCAUGGAAUGUCAUGGGAUGGGCGCUGCGGCAAAUAGGAGUCAUCGACCCGACUCGAGGCGAAGAUAAGAUACCCAAGGGCAAUUACGUUGUCAUGAAGAACGUAGAAGCAACCAGCCGGGAGCUGGGAGAAACGAUUGCCGAAAGAACAUCACGAUAUGACCGAGCUUUUACGCGAGCUCAGUUCCAGACACUGUUCGAAUCAGUGCUGGCUAAGGAUCAGCGACUGUCCGAGACAGAUUUUGAUGUGCUGUUAAAAUUCCUAUCCCGAGAUAAGGAUAUGAUUGAAUACAAUGGCAAUACGGUCCGCAUCCGGGGACUUGGUGAAGAAAGAGGCAUCACCGAGGAAGAUGCGUCUAUCGCAUCUAUCAAAGAGCUGAUGGACAGCCUGGAACAUCAAGUCAAUCUACUUGACAAGCGGAUACAUGAACUAGAUCAAGAGGCAAAGAAUGCAGUUCUACGCAAGAAUCGCGUAACAGCUUUGGCGGCGCUCAAAUCGAAGAAACGGGCCGAAUCUUCUUUAUCAACACGAUAUGCCACUUUCAGCCAGCUCGAGGAGGUGGCUUCAAGGCUACAGCAGGCUUCCGACCAGGUGCAGUUGGUCAAAGUCAUGGAAUCAUCGGCCAGUGCGCUACAGAGCCUCAACGCCCAAAUUGGCGGCUCCGAAAGGGUUGGGAUCACGAUGGAUCAUCUCAGAGAGCAAAUGAGCGCGACAGAUGAAUUAACUGCCAUUUUAUCUGAGCCCACUGGCGACGUUGUAGAUGAAGGGGAGAUUGAUGAUGAGCUGGAAGCCUUGGAGAUGGAGCAGAACAAGGAAGAGGAAGAGAAGCAGCGCCGCAAGGAGGAGGCUAGGGAAGCUGCUAAAGCCAAGAAGGAGCUCGAUGAGCUGCCAUCUGUACCAACGGAAGAUGCAGAGAGAAUAGGGGCUCAAUCACCAACAAGGGCGACGGGUAUUGCGAAUCUGUCACUCGGUAAUUAGAGGAGAAGGAAAGUAACAAUCUUCGGAUUCUAUUCAUUUUACAAGGGCUCUUUUUUUUUUCCCAACGCAGGGCUAUAUACUGAUUUCAAGGUAAAGGUAUGAGCGUGAUUGAUAUAAAUGUUUUAUUAUUAUUCGACAAAUAGAAUGAUCAAUGGGUCUUUUAUUGUCUCAAUAAAAACAAUUUCACCAGUAGAAUGCGAGGUUUGCGCUGUAAUUUCUUCAUUAUAUUCAUUAUCCCCAAUCGACUACGCUCGAAUCAGAUGGGUAUCAUUAUCUUGAUAUCAGAAUAUGUACACCCUAAUAUUUAUCUUGUUUCUGCUAUAUUACUUUUUCUGACGCUUCGGCUGUUGGCGUUUAGUCUAUUGGUCGUUGUGAAGCUUCCCAAGCCAUUGGUUCAGCACCGUGAGGGGGCAGUAAUUGCAUAACCGGUGCGCGUUCUGGCUCUUCUAAAUUCCUUUGGGCUGCUGAACUACUCGAGGCCGGUGGUUGUGACGAUGAAAUGACCAUCAAAUCUGGAGGCUGGCUUGUUGAGCUGUGCGGCUGAUCAAUUGUUGAUUUAUCCUCCUCCUCCUCCAACCUCUUCUUUGUCUUGUCUCCAUUUCUUCGAGCGCUCGCGAUAAGGUCUCUGAAUGAAGAGUCGUGCUUAGCUGCCCAUGCAGCACCGUCAAAGUCUUUGUCCUUGAUCGCCGCCGCAGUUUGUAUCACUCGGCCAGUAGUCGGUGC
Molecule: messenger RNA, 2209 nt
Organism: Trichoderma atroviride IMI 206040
Lineage: Eukaryota; Fungi; Ascomycota; Sordariomycetes; Hypocreales; Hypocreaceae
Biological process (GO): late endosome to vacuole transport via multivesicular body sorting pathway; vesicle budding from membrane
Cellular component (GO): multivesicular body; ESCRT III complex
Source: RefSeq, a predicted model, not a curated record